This is a messenger RNA of Scedosporium apiospermum, 378 nucleotides long. RefSeq lists its product as uncharacterized. The coding region runs from base 1 to 378 and encodes 125 amino acids. The transcript has 2 exons. Lineage: Eukaryota; Fungi; Ascomycota; Sordariomycetes; Microascales; Microascaceae. The record is from RefSeq and is a predicted model, not a curated record.
AUGGAACGUGCCGAUCGGGUGGGUGCGCUACGAAAUCAUCUCUACAUUAAUCACCGCUCCUACGGUGGCCUUGAGGUUUUGCCAUCCGAGCUGUUCUAUGCUGGCCGUAUGCACACAGAGAUCCCUGCCGAUGAACAGUACCCCAAAUCCCUUCAGCAUCUCCGAGAUUUCCUCGAGGGGUUCACAGCUCACACUCCAAACUGGGCAAUGAAGCGGGCCAAGGAACUCCUCGCCGACACUGAAUUCCGAUGGGUCAACAAAGUCGACAAGCCCGGUACAAUCAUGAUAAUCGCCCCCUACCGAACCACCAUCAACAAUUACUGCUUACUUGUUCAUAACUUGAGUGAAUCGGCUAAGGGAGAGUGGAUGUACGAAUAG